Messenger RNA from Capronia epimyces CBS 606.96, 1014 nucleotides. RefSeq lists its product as uncharacterized. The coding region runs from base 1 to 1014 and encodes 337 amino acids. The transcript is spliced from 9 exons. NCBI's taxonomy places the organism in Eukaryota, Fungi, Ascomycota, Eurotiomycetes, Chaetothyriales, Herpotrichiellaceae. Gene Ontology annotation, cellular component: cytosol. Gene Ontology annotation, molecular function: aldose reductase (NADPH) activity. The record is from RefSeq and is a predicted model, not a curated record.
AUGCUCGACGUCCCAAUACAGAAGCGCAAGGCGAAGUUGCUAGAUGGGAAUGAAAUUCCCCUGAAUGGUCUGGGCACAUACCUUUCUGCACCCAGCGAGGUCACCAAUGCAGUUGUAGCAGGAUGGAAAUGUGGUAUACGCCAUUUCGACUGCGCUCAGUUCUACCGGAACGAGACAGAGGUUGGACACGCUCUCAGGAUCCUAGCCAAGGAGCCGGGGUUCAAGAGAGAGGAAAUUUUCAUCACCAGCAAAGCAUGGAACUCUCACCAUCGACCCGAGAACGUGAAGAAGGCGCUGGCCCAAACCCUCAAAGAUCUUGGAACAGACUAUCUCGACCUGUAUCUGGUCCAUUGGCCUGUCAGCUUCGCGGCCGUCGAAGAUGCCUCCUCCGCGGAUGGCAUCAAGCUGGAGCCGCACGAUGGCAAGGGUAAAAUGCUUCUCGACAAGGAAAUCAGCCUGUCCGAGACCUGGAAGGCCUUCAUCGAGGCGCAGGCACAAGGCAAAGUCAAGAGUAUCGGAGUGAGCAACUUUCGACCGAGUCACAUUCAAAAAUUGAUUGACGAUACCGGGGUGACACCGGCGGUCAACCAAGUGGAAGCACACCCCUACCUCAAUCAACAAGAGCUGCUCGACUAUUGCACGCCCCGGGGUAUCCACAUCACGGCCUACAUGCCUUUCGGGGGCGAUGCCUCGCGAGGCGGUGUCAAGGUGCUGGGGAACCCGUUGGUGGCCGACAUUGCCAAAAAGGACGACAAAGACGCCGGCCAAGUGCUGGCAUCCUGGGGGAUCAAGCGUGGGUUCUCGGUCCUUCCCAAGUCUGUCAAGCCGUCGCGCAUCGAGUCUAAUUUUCAAGUCUACGAUCUGGACGACCAAAGCUACGACGCGCUACUGAACCUUGGGCGCAGGCAGCCCACCAGGUUCGGGGGCAUUCCAUAUACCUUCGAUCCGGCGUGGGAAGUCAACGUCUUCAAUACCCCGGACGAAGCGGCGGCCAAUCUUUUUGAGCCUUUCUAG